CCCUCCCUUCCCUUCCCCUCUCCUCCCCUUCUCCCCUCCCCUCCUCGGCGGCUGCCACCGUAAGCGCCCUCGGAAGAUGGCGGACGGCGGGGCCACUCCGGCGCAGGAGGAAGAGGAUGUGUCCGCCGCGGCGUCCGGCAGCUGUGUCCGGAGAGAUCGGCAGCCGCGGAGUGGGGGCCGCCCGCCCAGCGCCCGGGAUUUGCAGCUGGCCUUGGCAGAGUUAUAUGAAGAUGAAGCUAAAAGGCAGUCAUUGUGUCAUGACAAACCAACAGCUACAAAGAUCAGUAGCACAAAAGUGUCGCAGAGUCUUAAAAUUGAUUCUCUUAGGAGGUUGAGAAAACCAGAGAGAAGCAUGAGCGAUGACAAAGAAAACCAAAGAUUUUAUUCAGGUGACUCAGAAUAUAGAGGAUUACAGAUUUCUGGGGCUUCUAAUAAUCCAAGUAGAAUUGUUGCUGAACUCUUCAAAGAAGCAAAAGAACAUGGAGCUGUUCCAUUAGAUGAAGCCUCAAGAACAUCUGGUGAUUUCAGUAAAGCUAAGUCGUUUUCUGGUGGUGGGUAUAGACUGGGUGACUCGUCACAAAAGCACUCUGAAUACAUAUAUGGAGAAAAUCAAGAUGUUCAAAUUUUGCUGAAACUGUGGAGGAAUGGCUUCAGUUUAGAUGAUGGCGAGUUGAGAUCCUACUCAGACCCAACAAAUGCUCAGUUUCUUGAGUCUGUUAAAAGAGGGGAAAUUCCUGUGGAACUGCAACGACUUGUUCAUGGUGGCCAGGUUAAUUUGGAUAUGGAAGAUCACCAAGAGCAGGAAUAUGUGAAGCCUAGACUGCGAUUCAAAGCUUUCAGUGGAGAAGGGCAAAAACUUGGAAGCCUUACACCUGAAAUAGUCAGCACGCCUUCUUCCCCCGAGGAGGAGGAGAAAUCCAUUCUCAAUGCACCUGUUCUGAUUGAUGAUUCCAUGCCAGCAACUAAAAUUCAAAUUAGAUUAGCAGAUGGAAGCCGAUUAAUCCAAAGAUUUAAUCAAACACACAGGAUCAAGGAUAUUCGGGAUUUCAUUAUCCAGUCCCGUCCAGAAUUUGGAACAUCUGAUUUUGUUCUUGUGACUACCUUUCCAAAUAAAGAGCUAACAGAUGAAAGCCUGACACUACGAGAAGCAGAUAUACUUAACACUGUGAUUCUUCAGCAAUUAAAGUAGUCUGACGGUUGUUGGUGCAAUAUAAGGAGUGUUUAGUAUUGUCAUGCAAUAUAUUUCCAACAAAUGAGAAAAAGGAAAGCUUGUUGUCUUUUUAUUUUCCCUCUUUCAUGGAUCAGAUUUUUUGGGUUUCAUGUCUUCCAGCUAGAGCAUAUCCUAACUUUUUUUACUUCAAUUUCUUAAUAUUGUUCAACCUUGUUUCAGUGUUAAAUUUCAACUUACCUAUGAUUGUAUAUUUCAAACCACAUCUUGUACUAAAUGUGAAACGAGAUGAUUUUAUGACUUUAUUUUCAGGGGAAUGGGGGAAGAAGCAUUCUUCUGAAAGGGACAGUAUCUUUCAUACAGUUGGUAAGAUUUGCACUAUGGAAAUGUCUUAUGCUGCAUUGAUAAACAGCCAUUUGAAAACUUAGCCUGUGGGUUAUGUUUACCUUCCAAGCUGUAUUAAUAUUAAAGUGUUCUGUUUAAUAGAUUCACCGAUAAUUAAUGCCCUAAUGUAAGUUUUUGUAUAUUCUGUUUGUAACGUUUCAUGGUACAGUGUAAUAUUUAUAUUCUAGUUUUUAUGUAAUUUUCCCUGUGUCAUUGCUCAUAUGGGUGAAUUGGUUCAGGAGUUGUAAACCUGGCUAUUGAAGACUGUAAUAGAUUGUUCUCAUUUGUAUUCUUGUUGUUCUGCUUGUGACAAAAAUAAGUAUGGUUUUUUUUUUCUUCUUGAAGUUGGAGAAAUGAGACCAUUGUCAUCUGGAGAAAUGCUGUGAUUUAAUUUUCAUGAGAGUAGGCCUGUGGUCACUUGGAACCUGAUUAUGCAGCUGACCCCUGUGCAGCUACAUGGUUCUUCAUAUGAACAGUUACUUAAACAACCCCAAACAAAAAAAAAACCCCAAGUUGCACAAACAUGGAACUUGUCUCUGCUGUCACUUGCAUGCACAAAACUAGAGGAGUUAAUAGGUUGUGUAUUUUUGACCAGAAUUUCAGUUCUUUACAUUUGGAAUUUUGGCCAAAGGCAUUUUGUAAUAUUCAGUGGGGAUUUGGUCAUGCAGCUUUCGCUAUACUUUUUUGGAAGCUGUAUAAUUAAACCCCCUUAAUCUUUGAAAUUAUGUAUUUUUUCAAAUAACUUGUCUCUACACUGCAGUAUGCAGGUAGAAUUCUUCUGUUGUGGACAGGCUGGCUGCUGUGCUUUAAUAGUAUGCAGUUUUAUAGUAUUUGUGGCUUUAUAUCAGAUGAGUGAAUCACAGUCUGAAGGAUGGUAAAUGGGCUGUACCUCUUGUACCGGUAUAUGUGUUAAAAAUGCUGUUUUCACUGAUUAUUCUGGAAAUAUCAAUACUAAUUUAUUUAUGCUAAUCAUGUAAUUGCUCAGUACAUUUGACUAAUCUUCCAUUUUUAUCUCAAGGUAGAUUUUUGACUUAGUAAAUUUGAAAUGUGCAAUUGUA
Molecule: messenger RNA, 2610 nt
Organism: Calypte anna (Anna's hummingbird)
Lineage: Eukaryota; Metazoa; Chordata; Aves; Apodiformes; Trochilidae
Gene: UBXN2B
Product: UBX domain protein 2B
Exons: 9
Coding region: 77-1189 (370 amino acids)
Biological process (GO): nuclear membrane reassembly; Golgi organization; autophagosome assembly
Cellular component (GO): nucleus; cytosol
Molecular function (GO): ubiquitin binding
Source: RefSeq, a predicted model, not a curated record